AUGUCCUUCAACACAGAUGGCUCCAGCAACAGCUCCUCCUCUUCCUUGGUGCUGCGCUUUCCCCCUAAGCCUGAGGACUAUGGCACCACUUUCCAAUGCCAGUUGAACUUCUCCCUACCUAACUUGACCAGAAGUAACAUGGCUGCGCUCCAGGUGAUCUUACCCGCUACGCUGCUCCAUUCCUCCUGUUCCUUGGAGAAGAUGCUGCAGUGCAGCUGCUCUUUCUACGGGAUCCCCACACCCUCCGUGCAGUGGUUGAUGGAAGGCGUUCCUAUUAGUGUGAACAGCAUGGAUAACAUCCUCCAGGUGUCUUCCACCAUCACUGCCCCCUGGGCCAACAGCACCAUCAGCCUUAUUGGGAAGCCAGAAAUAGUCAUGCGCCUCCACUGUGAGGGGAGGAACCUAUAUGGAAUCCAUACUUCAAGCAUCUUCCUGAUACCAGAUAAGAAUUCAGUUUCCAAAGUGUUCAUGAAGGGGCUGGUCCAGGGCAUUGUAUACGGAUCCAUUGCAUCGGCACUCUUCUUCUUCUUCCUUGUCCUCCUAGCGUGA
This is a messenger RNA of Hipposideros armiger (great roundleaf bat), 549 nucleotides long. RefSeq names its product SIGLEC family-like protein 1. Gene Ontology annotation, biological process: cell adhesion. Gene Ontology annotation, molecular function: sialic acid binding. The record is from RefSeq and is a predicted model, not a curated record. The transcript is spliced from 3 exons. NCBI's taxonomy places the organism in Eukaryota, Metazoa, Chordata, Mammalia, Chiroptera, Hipposideridae. The coding region runs from base 1 to 549 and encodes 182 amino acids. Gene Ontology annotation, cellular component: plasma membrane.